CACAGAAAACGCAGCAGCGACGACAACGACAAAGAGCCUAGAAAAGGGGGAGACGGACCGCUUUCUUCCUCUGCUGCUGCUCCUCCUCGGCGGCCGAGCGCAGAGAAUUCGAGGCAAUGCGACCCUUCCCUCCUCAGCGGAAGUCAUAGCUGAUGGCGCCGAGGCGCAAGAAGUGGACGGAGGAGGAGGAGCGUUCACUCCUCGACAAGUACGCCGAGAUGGCGGCCGACGGAUCCAUCUCGCGCCUACGCACCCGGGAGCGCCGAUUCCGGCCCAUCGCCGCCCACGUCAACGCCGCUCACCACGCCGCCGAUCCUGCCGCCUACCCCUUCCUCUGGUCCUGGAAGGACGCCGCCAACAAGGUCCACAACAUGCGCCACCAGUACCUCCUCGUCAAGCGCAAGCUACUCCUCCUCAACCCUCCCCCUACCUCAUCCUCAUCCUCCGCCGUCGCCGCCACUGCCGCCGUCGACUGGGACGAGCAAGGCCUCUCCCGCUGGUCCAACUUCCUCCGCUACCGCUCCGUCUUCGGCGACGCCCCCUUGCCCUUGACCGACCCCGCCCCUGCUCCCGGGGAAGCUUUCGACAACGAUGGCGAGCUCGCCCUAGGGUUAGCCUUCGACGACUGCGCUGAAGGCGGAAGCGGAGAAGGAGCCGAUCAGGAGGUCGGCGACGACGAGGGUUUUGAUUUCGAUGAUGUGGCCCCUGUCGCUGGCUCUGUGCCACAGCAGCCCGCGCGACCUCUGGCGGUGAAUAUGGGAAGGAUGAAGCGGAGGAAGAAGAAGCGGGCUGAGCGGCGGCGAGCACUGGCGGCUUGGAAGGAGUGGGAGGCAAAGAUGGAGGACAGGGAGGCGCAGUGGGAGAGAGCGAGGAUAGAAAGGGAACGGGCAGAGGUGGAGGCGGAGAAGGAGAGGGAGCAGGAAAGGAGACAGGUGCAAAGACAGCGGAGGGAGGAGGAGAUAGAGUGGGAGGAGCGUAUGGAGGGGAGGAGAGCGGAGUGGAGGAAGCGGAUGGAGGGGAUGCUGAGGGAGCACCGAGUUGAGAUGGAGCAGAUUCAGGCAAGGAUCAUUCACGAGCAGCAGAGCGUGGUUGGGCAGCUUCUGGGAGUGCUAUCACAAUGGGCGGCGAGCCCUGUUUUUGGAGGGCUCUCAGAUGCCACUGGUGGUGGCACUGCAUUGGGACAACACCAUCACCACCAACAUCAGCCACACCACCAGGCUGUACCCUAUCUGUCUCAGAUGGUGCAUGGGUUGCACCAUGUGAAUGGUAUCGUUCCAGGAGAGAAUCGGGUUGAUGGGGAUGGACAUGAGGAUCAUUUCAUCGUUGAUGAUUGACUAAAAUUAGGGCUUUGGAUCUCUUUAUAUGAAUGGAGGUUGUAAACGGAUCACUCAGAUACAGAAUUGUGUUGGCAGGCACAUGCAGGAGAACAAGUAUCGAGAAUUAAUUAUCAGAGUUGGAAAUUUGUAAAUGGCUUCAUGCUGGACUGGAGAUAUUAUAGGUGGAUCUUGAUGCGUACUAGGUCUGUCUGAUCAUCAUUCUUUCUAUUCUCAGCUGUAAGCUGUUGAAGAUAAUGCUUCUCUACAACUCCAUGCAAGUGUCUAAUUGUACAUCAUGCUUCUGAGUGACUAUGGAAAUUUUCAAGCGAGAUAAAAGCUAGUGGAAGAGUUCUUCGGGGGAACAGUUUUAUGUAGAGUUCUCACUAGCAUAGAAAGGCUUUUCUGUGUUGCAUCUUCUACGAUGGCAUCAUUUGGGUGCUUCACUGCUUUGAUUAUGAUCCAGACAACAUAUCAGAAGAAUGUCUGCUUAACUGCCGUGAUAUGAUAUAUCAGGAGUUCAUCUGCUACAAAUAACAGACAAUUGUUUCCUUUCUUAACACCUUGCCAGUUUCACAUUACUGUUUUUUCAAAUUCUAGUUUAGAUAAAAUGCAGUCAGAUUAAAUCUAUAAGUCUACUUCAAUAAUUUUGAUGAUUUUUUUUUUCUGAAAUGAGUCCGUGGAUUCAUUUAAAUGGUAUUUUCAGAUUUUGAACACGGGAUGAGCAUCUCGUUGUGCUGGCACCAGGUUUGUUAUUGAUCCUCAAAAGAUGUUUCCUACCAGUAGCAUAAGUUCACCAGUCCUCAUCUGAUUACUUGUAUGUUUUUGACCUGUGACUUGUGUGAAAGUAUAGUUGGGCAUUUUUCUCUCAAAUUGUUCUCUUCUUGUUGACGACAUCUCAAAUUGUUCUCUUCUUGUUGACGACAUCUCUGUAUUGCUACCUCCUGCUUAUGGUAGUCGGCUAGCAGUUAAAAAUACAAGCAUGUAUCUCAACUGAAGGGACAUGCUUAUUUUAGACAUUGUUUUUCACAUCCUUAUUUGCAUCCUCAAGCAAGCAACCUACAUGUAGCAAGUACAUGCAAAGGAACAACAUGACAAUGUAUAUGUUCAUAUUUCUCACUCUACAAGAUUUCACAUAUAUGCAACAUUUUAGGCCCAAAGUAUUAUGAACAUGUUAUACUUAACAUGCUUGGGUCCCUCUAAUACAAUUUUCUAUCUCGAUCUUGCCAGGUUUUUUGUUGUUUGUUCACAUUUUUUUUUAGUACACCAACUACUGGAAUGGGUUAUUGAUAUUGAACAAUGUCGAGCAUUUUACCUAGUUGAGUUUAAUGAAUAUUUUAUUUAUGUUUGUGGUUUGUCCUUCUAAUGUUGACCAUCAUAUAUGUGUCUUAGUAGUCAUUUACAACUUUUGGUCUUGAAAUGGAGAUACCCUGCAAGGAGUAGAUCUGUUACCACUUUCCUAUUCUAAACUAAUGGAGCUUUGUACCUUAUGUUUGAUGCUUGUCUGUAGCUCUCAUGGACGGAGCUAUAACACCCCAAUUAGUCCCACCACAUCGGAAGUGGGCAAAGACUAAGAUUGACUUGUAAGAAUUUGAUGAGUAUACUACUGUUAGCUUCAGCUUAAGUAUUUUGAGCUAGUGGUUUAAGUUCAAUGAAGUUAAUUGACUAGUUCUCCCAUCAGGCCGGGUCGUGAGUAUUGGUAUCAUAGCCAACCUAGUAUAGGGGCACGGUGAGGGGCUCGAGUAGGAAAAGACUAUCCGUGGAUGGGUAACACGUCACAACAUGGAGCCACCAUUAAGCUAUAUCUCACAUGUACUAUGCUAGAGUUUAUUCUGAGUUAUAUUGGGCUUUGAUGAGGACGUCAAGCUAUGGGAGAUUGUAAUAUCCCAAUUAGUCCUAUAUCGAAAGUGACAAAGACUAAAAUUGACUUAUAAGGGUCUGAUGGAUAUACUUCAACUUAAGCAUUUUGAGCUAGUAGUUUAUACUCAACGAAGUUAAUAUUUUAGUUAUCCCACUAGGAUGGGUUGUGACAGGAGCAGAUACACAUGUGAGUCUUCCAUGCAGCAGAGCAUUGUCAGGCUGCUCAUUUAAGUCCUCUUAAGUGGGUGGCAAGCCUUGAUGUUGGAGAGUGCUUGAUUUGGAAAGAACAAUAUUGGUGGGUGUCGAAGACUUGCACCAUGUGAAAGCCCUUUUUUUAUUUUGUAACUUAAGUCUAUAGAAUUUGUAGGAGAAAAGUUGGCUAUGGCAAUGACUCAUGAGGACUGGAAUGGAACAUGGAUGCUUGUCUAGCAUAGCAUAGCAGGAAAUGAUUCAGAAGGUAUAGACGAGGAUGGUAUGAAGUUGCCUUCUUCAUGUGCUUUUUGUAUAUUGGCCGUAACAUAAGAUUGGUAUGUCAUUCCAGCAAUUAUGUAUGUCUGUGUUAACCAGUAUUCUAACGAAUAUUUGUUUUUUAUGAUUACUCAUAUUGUUGGUAUAUUCACCAGCCAAAUUGAACAAAUCAAGCUGCAAUUACUUUGGCUUUGGAGUACUUCGAAAGUUGAAGUGGCUCAAAGGGUUUUGACUGAGCCAGGUUGUUUUGAUUAAGAUGAACGUUCGAAAGUCAGGAAGUGGACUUCAUCUAUGGAAUUAGAUUGAAAAGAAGCCUCCCAAGAACAUAUUUACUUUCACCCACCACAUCCAUGACGUCCCAUCGAGAAGGGCGUUUACUCCUUCCUGCGCGGGCUGCUGCUAGGGGCCGUGGCGAUGCUCGACUCGGCACUCUGGUACUCGUCGCAACGAAACUGAAGCAACUUGAUCCGGUGAGCCAAGACAAAGGACCAGGUUUGGAGGAGGGGGAUGCAACUCUUGUGGAGCAUAGUAAUGAUGGCACAGGCAGCAUUGCUGGGAUGGGUUGUGCUGUAGACCCAUUUUGGGAGCCGCAUCACCUUGGAGGGAUUCGACGACGUGCCCUGGCAGAGGUAUUCCAUUGUGGGGACUGACACCAAUGGCGGCAUUGAGUCUAAGGGUGGAGGUGCUGGCUCUUGGUGGGGCAUUGCCACCACCUUGGUUGCCGCCAAGGUUGCCAUGAGGACAACAGCGACCAGCUCCAUAUUGGAUAUAUAUAUGGAGAGAGAAA
This is a messenger RNA of Musa acuminata AAA Group (dessert banana), 4428 nucleotides long. RefSeq lists its product as uncharacterized. The transcript is spliced from 4 exons. The coding region runs from base 153 to 1334 and encodes 393 amino acids. Lineage: Eukaryota; Viridiplantae; Streptophyta; Magnoliopsida; Zingiberales; Musaceae. The record is from RefSeq and is a predicted model, not a curated record.